Messenger RNA from Cataglyphis hispanica, 1395 nucleotides. RefSeq names its product D-aspartate oxidase (gene Daao2). Gene Ontology annotation, molecular function: D-amino-acid oxidase activity; FAD binding. The record is from RefSeq and is a predicted model, not a curated record. The coding region runs from base 102 to 1130 and encodes 342 amino acids. The transcript has 7 exons. NCBI's taxonomy places the organism in Eukaryota, Metazoa, Arthropoda, Insecta, Hymenoptera, Formicidae.
UUUCUGAUAACAGAGAUUUGCAACGCGUUGCAAUCUCAAAUUACAUUCGUCAUUCGGUGUUUAUAGAAAAGCGAUACUUGUGAAAAUCAGUGAAGAAAAAGAUGCGCGUGGCAAUUGUGGGUGCUGGUGUAAUAGGAGUAACGAGCGCAUUGGCGGUGAAAAAUGCUUUUCCGAGCUACGACGUGAAGAUCUUUGCCGACGCAUUCUCGCCUGAUACUACUGGUGAUGGAAGUGCCGGGCUAUGGAGUCCUUACCUUCUUGGCGAUACACCUAUCGACAAUAUAACUCGAUGGGCUAGCUGCACGCAUCAAUGGUUCGAACAAUUGUGGAAAGCUGGAUUAUCAUCGAAAACGGGUGUUUCUUUGAUACCUGUAACUCGUGUCACUAGCGAUUGCGAGGACGACAUUAAUAAACAAUGGACAAAACUUGUUUACGGCUUCCAGAAAAUUACUGACGAAAAAUUACAACGCUUGAAUGAAGAACAUAAGUCUAAUUAUAAACAAGCUUGGCAUUUCAUAACUUACACCGCCGAGCCGUUUCUGUUACUGCCGUGGCUCAUGGAAAGAUUCAUCGCUUUGGGUGGAAAAGUGGAAAAAAGAAACAUUAAAACGUUGCACGAAUUAGCCGAGGAAGGAUACGAUUUAAUAAUAAAUUGCAGCGGACUUGGUGCACGAGAGCUUGUCGCGGAUAAAACGGUGACAUCUAUCAGAGGUCAGGUGUAUAGGGUAAAAGCACCUUGGGCAAUGCACUGUUUUCUAGUGGAUGACGAUUCUUGCAAUUAUAUUAUUCCUAAUGUCAACAAUGUUGUACUGGGCGGUACGCAUCAAGAAGAUGAUUUCGACUGUUCUGUAAGGGAAGAAGAUUCUAAAAGUAUUUAUGACGGAUGUUGUCGCAUGAUGCCAUCUCUAAAAGCCUGUAAAAUAAUUCGCGCAUGGGUGGGCCUUCGACCAGGACGACCGCGAGUUCGUCUGGAAUGUGAAACCCUCAGCUCGCCUACGGGAAAAGAAAUUAAGGUGAUACAUAAUUACGGCCACGGCGGAAGUGGCGUGACGCUGUGCUGGGGGUGUGCCACAGACGUUGUGGAAAUGAUAAGAAACUUGAAAGUACAAGAAUUAAACUCCAAACUGUAACUCUCCAAGGAGACAGAACAAACUUUUUUAUUCAUACACAUUUUUACUCGCACACGAUCGCGACACUCAACCUUGCUCAAUUUUUUCUUCUCAUACAUAAUUUCAAGGAUUGUAUUAUUAAAAAUAUUAUUCUCAUCAUUUUUUAUUUAAUUUUUUUAGAAACAAGAUUUUAAUGGAUAACUUGAUCAGAUUUAAAUGAAUCUUUAUAAUCUUAUAAUUUUCUAUAUAUUGAAUUCGAUGAAUAAAUAUUACUACCUUCUAUCUA